Molecule: messenger RNA, 1747 nt
Organism: Glycine soja
Lineage: Eukaryota; Viridiplantae; Streptophyta; Magnoliopsida; Fabales; Fabaceae
Product: beta-amyrin 11-oxidase-like
Exons: 8
Coding region: 61-1542 (493 amino acids)
Biological process (GO): brassinosteroid homeostasis; brassinosteroid biosynthetic process; multicellular organism development
Cellular component (GO): endoplasmic reticulum
Molecular function (GO): iron ion binding; ent-kaurenoic acid monooxygenase activity; heme binding
Source: RefSeq, a predicted model, not a curated record
GUGGGAUUCCUAAUUAAAGAGAGAGAUUGUAAAUAAACAGCAUAUAUAUUCAAAUUAAAAAUGACGUUACUAGGUUCUUUGUGGCUCAUCCUAGUUGCAGCCUUGUUGGGUUAUGCAUUUCUAUUAGGGCUUCUUAGGAGAGUGAAUGAAUGGUACUAUGUUUCUAGGCUUCAGGGAAAGUUGCAACACCCUCUCCCACCAGGUCAUCUGGGUUGGCCUUUAUUGGGGAACAUGCCCACCUUCCUCAGAGCUUUUAAGUCUAACCCUGAUUCCUUCAUCUAUGACCUUGUUUCCAGAUAUGGCAGGACGGGUAUGUACAGAACGUACUUGUUUGGGAGCCCCAGCAUCAUAGUUUGCACCCCAGAGACGUGCCGUAAGGUUCUCACAGAUGAUGAAAAUCUCAAGCUUGGAUACCCUCCUUCCACCACGGCCCUCACCGGAAAGAGAUCACUCCAUGGCAUCUCAAAUGCUGAACACAAGCGUCUUCGCCGCCUAAUCACCUCUCCCAUAACCGGCCACGAGGCAUUGUCCACGUACAUAGGUCUCAUAGAACAUGCUUCUGUGAAACGGUUGGAAGAGUUGUCUAGCAUGAACACGCCUUGUGAGUUCCUCACAGAGUUAAGGAAGUUCGCUUUUAAGGUCUUCACCACCAUCUUCAUGGGCUCUGAUGUUGAUCAUGUGGACCUGGCCUUGUUCGAAAACUUGUACAAAGAUUUGAAUCGGGGAAUGAAGUCACUGGCUAUCAAUCUCCCAGGCUUUCCAUUCUACAAAGCACUCAAGGCACGAAAGAAGUUGAUGAAGUUGCUGCAAGGCUUGGUGGACCAAAAGAGAAGGACCAAUAAUACAAUUACAAAAACAAAGAGGAGGAAAUUAGAUAUGAUGGAUUUAUUGAUGGAAGUCAAAGAUGAAGACGGUAGGCAGCUGGAAGAUGAAGACAUUAUAGACUUACUUCUGGUUUUCUUGUUAGCUGGUUACGAAAGCUCUGCUCAUGGAAUAUUGUGGACCAUCAUCUACCUCACAGAACACCCACUUGUCUUCCAAAGGGCUAAGAAAGAACAAGAAGAGAUCAUGGAAACAAGACCUUUAUCACAGAAAGGGCUCAACCUUAAGGAAAUUAAGCAAAUGGAAUAUCUUUCAAAGGUUAUCGACGAGAUGCUGCGCAGAACAAGUAUCUCUUUUGCGAACUUUAGACAGGCAAAGGUUGAUCUCAACAUCAAUGGUUAUACUAUACCAAAAGGAUGGAAAGUUCUAGUUUGGAACCGAGGGGUUCACAUGGAUCCUGAAACUUAUCGCAAUCCAAAAGAAUACGAUCCUUCAAGAUGGGAAAAUCACACGGCAAGAGCAGGUUCUUUCCUUCCGUUUGGAUUGGGAAGCAGGUUUUGUCCUGGGAGCGACCUGGCCAAACUUGAGAUCACCAUUUUCCUCCAUCAUUUUCUUCUUAACUACAGGAUGGAGAGAAUUAAUCCAGAUUGUCCAGCCACUUACCUACCGGUGCCAAGGCCUUCAGACAAUUGCUCUGCAAGAAUUAUAAAAGCCACAUAAUUAAUCAAGCUAGGGCGGCAACCCAGUAUACUAUGAUAGUAUUUGAAUAAAUUUAAAGUCAUUGGGGUUGGGGGACGAAGAAAUUUUGCAUUAGCAUGGCACUGUAAUUUUUUAUUAUUAUUGAAUUUUGAUUAGUUUAGAGUUUGUUCACUUUUGAUUUAUGAUUUGAAAAAAUUCUUAUCAAGAUAUCUAAAUAUGAAACUUC